Molecule: messenger RNA, 4019 nt
Organism: Megalops cyprinoides (Indo-Pacific tarpon)
Lineage: Eukaryota; Metazoa; Chordata; Actinopteri; Elopiformes; Megalopidae
Product: semaphorin-6D-like
Exons: 19
Coding region: 132-3380 (1082 amino acids)
Biological process (GO): axon guidance; positive regulation of cell migration; semaphorin-plexin signaling pathway
Molecular function (GO): semaphorin receptor binding; chemorepellent activity
Source: RefSeq, a predicted model, not a curated record
UCUUGGUAUUGAGAAGUUAAAAGUUUGCGAUUUGGUUUUGCGGCGGUACGUGAGGAUACAAAAUACCAUUUCAGAUGAGAUAAGGUCCACUGGUCUGUGAAGACAGGAAGUGACAACUCUCUGUGUCAGCCAUGGGCCCGAGAGGACAUCUCCUUGUCUUGCUGCUUCUGGCCACCUCUUGCCUCUGCACACAUGCAAUCAGCUUCCCAGAGGACAGCACUCCCCUGGACUCUGUGGACCACCAUUACUCCCGGCAGUACCCAGUAUUCCGUGGCCGUCCCUCAGGCAAUGAAUCUCAGCACAGACUGGACUUUCAGCUGAUGACAAAAAUCCAAGACACACUCUUCAUCGCUGGAAGAGACCAGGUGUACUUAGUGAGCCUGCGAGAGACCUACAGAAAUGAAAUAAUCCCAUACAGGAAACUGACAUGGAGGUCUGGCCUAGCAGACAGGGAAACAUGUGCGAUGAAGGGAAAACACAGGGAUGAGUGCCAUAAUUUCAUUAAAGUGUUGGUACCCAGAAACGAUGAUCUGAUUUUCAUCUGUGGCACAAACGGAUUUAACCCCAUGUGCAGAUUCUACCGGUUAGAUAACCUGGAGUUUGAUGGGGAGGAAAUUAGUGGCUUGGCUCGGUGCCCAUUUGAUGCCAAGCAGACCAAUGUUGCCCUCUUUGCAGAUGGGAAGCUAUACUCAGCUACAGUGGCUGACUUCUUGGCCAGCGAUGCCGUCAUCUAUCGCAGUAUGGGAGACGGCUCUGCCCUGAGAACCAUCAAGUAUGACUCCAAGUGGCUGAAAGAACCCCACUUCCUGCAUGCAGUGAACUAUGGGAAUUAUGUGUACUUCUUCUUCAGGGAAAUAGCAGCUGAAUACAACAGCCUGGGAAAGGCUGUGUAUUCCCGAGUGGCACGCAUAUGCAAGAAUGAUGUGGGCGGGUCUCAGAGAGUUCUGGAAAAGCACUGGACCUCAUUUAUGAAGGCCCGGCUUAACUGCUCUGUGCCUGGGGAAUCCUUCUUCUACUUCAAUGUCCUGCAGUCUGUCACAGACAUUGUCGAAAUCAACGGAGUCCCCACCGUGGUCGCAGUGUUCACCACACAGCUGAAUAGCAUCCCAGGGUCAGCGGUCUGUGCAUUUUCAAUGGCAGACAUGGAAAACGUGUUCCGGGGUCGUUUCAAAGAGCAGAAAACGCCAGAUUCUGUCUGGACGGCUUUUCCAGAAGACAGAUUGCCAAGCCCCAGACCUGGUUGCUGUGCAGGGCCUGGCCUGGCAGGAGGUUACAAAACCUCCAUUGAUUUCCCAGACGAGACUCUCCUUUUCAUCAAGUCCCACCCCCUAAUGGAUGCCGCUGUGCCAUCUCUCCGUGAUGAGCCCUGGUUCACAAAGACCCAUGUGCGGUACAGGCUGACAGCCAUAGCAGUAGAUGAUUCUGCUGGUCCCUACCGGAAUUACACAGUGAUUUUUAUUGGCUCAGAAGCUGGUGUGGUGCUCAAGGUCCUGGCCAAGACGUCCACAGCCUCCCUGAAAGACAGUGUCCUGCUGGAGGAGAUUCACGUCUUCAACCAGGCCAAGUGCAUCUCCAACAGUGAGGAGGACCAGCGCAUCCUGUCCCUGCAUCUGGACAAAGAGAUGCAUGCCUUGUAUGUGGCCUUCUCCAGCUGUGUGGUCCGGCUGCCCAUCAGCCGCUGUGAACGCCACACUUCCUGCCACAAGUCCUGCAUUGCAUCACGUGACCCCUACUGCGGAUGGAUGCCACAUGGAUCCUGUGAGAAGAUCCCACCAGGCCAGAUCUCUGGAUAUGAACAGGAUGUGGAAUACGGCAACACCGCGCAGCUGGGUGACUGUCACGAAUUUUUGGCCACUGCAUCUACGCCAGAUUACAAAUCAUUUGGCGAACCAACAUCUGCCAUGGAGUUGUCAUCAACAUCAGUCACAACGGUGGCGUCUGGCCACAUAGAGUCACCCCAAAUCAUUGCCGCCCUGAAACCUGAACUCUUUGGUUCAAGGAAAUUUGUGCUCCGAGACGACCCCACCACAUCCCAUUCUUUUGAGUCAUUACCUGGUGGCCCUCAGGGUGUGUGGGAGGUCCAGUCAGGCGACUCCAAUCAGAUGGUCCACACGAAUGUCCUGAUCACCUGCGUGCUGGCCGCCUUCCUGCUGGGCUCCACAAUCGCAGGGAUGGCAGUCUACUGCUACCGCGAAGCCUUUCUGCGGAAGCCGAGGAGGAUCCACAAGGACGGUGAGUCUGGGCAGUCGUGUACAGGUUCCACCGGCAGCUUUGCCAAGCUUAAUGGGCUGUUUGACAGCCCAGUUAAAGAGUACCAAGCAAGCAUGGAGACAUCUAAGCUCUACACCAACCUACUGAGCAAUGGGAAAGACUUGGGGCCCAGCAAGGACACCAAGACCAUGAUGCUUAGUGGACAAUGUCAGCCGCCUGAGCUGGCAGCUCUGCCCACUCCAGAGUCCACACCAGUCCUGCAGCAGAAAAGCCUGCAGCCCUUUCGGAACCAGUGGGAGAAGGUCAACAUCAACGCAUCCCACCAUGAGUCCCCGCCCAAAAGUCCGCAUUUCUUCUCCUCCAGCUCGCCCCCACACUUUCUCCUGGGCCACGCCCACAUCCCAAGUGCCGUCGUCCUCCCCAAUGCCACCCAUGAAUACCGGGACUCCAUCUCCAGUGAUGCCGAUGAGCUCUACCCCGAGAGGAAGGUCCAUAAUGUAGUGCCACCUGCCAGCACAAAGGCGGGCAGGAAAGAACACCGGCGGUCAGUGGUUGCCAGAAACACCUUAAACGACCUCCUGAAGCAUCUUAAUGAUGGUGGUGGAAGUGCUGGGGGCCCAAAAGCCAUCCUUACUGAUGCAUCCAACCUGCGGCAGAACAUUAUGGCGGACCACAUGGCGGGAAUGGCGGAGGUGCCGCCCAAAGUGCCCAGCAGAGAGGCAUCAUUGUACUCCCCCUCUUCCUCCCUGCUCAGAAACAGCCCCAACAAAUGGGUGGAUGUUCCUACCACCCCAGCCACACCCCCAGGGCAGAUGGACACAUUAGAGAGACAGAGGGGCUACCACAGAAGCUCACAGAGACAUUCCAUAUCAGCCCUCCCCAAAAGCGCCAACUCGGCGAACACUGUUGCCGUAGCACGGCAGCCCAGCAUAAGCAGGGGAGGUUACAUGCCCCCCACACCUCCCUCCAGAAUGGACUCCCACGCGACACCCCAAGGCAUGCAUCCCCAGCCCUCACUGUCCAGGCAGAGCAGCUACAGUGGGCAGGGCUCCCUGCCUCGUACAGGAGUGAAGAGGAUACCCUCGGUAAAGCCAGACGUUCCCCCAAAACCCAGUGGGUUUGUUCCGCAGACCACGCAAAUCAGGGUUGUGAACAAAUUCAGCUACUGAAGGAUCACUGGAUGGUCAUUUUUGUUUCUCCCACUCUAUAAAUCAAACAAAUGUCAACCAAUAUGAUCGAGGCCCAAGGGGCAAGUCUCAUGGACAUCGCAAUGGGAGAUGGUCCCUUGUGCUGUGACGGGGGGGAAUUACAUGUAGCCAAAGAAGGGAGCUACUGCAGGUGCCAUUGUGUUUUCACUUCCUUUUUUUCUCAACUUGAGCUGAAGGCCAAUGGGGUGGUUCUCUCCCUCCCUCUGGGAGCGUGCUGUUCCAGGAUCAGUUAAAUGGGAGCCCAAGGAUUGCAGACUGCUCAGGCUGUGCUUCCACUGCACAUUUUGGGCACUGGGGAGUUCCUGCCCAAGAAUACUUGAAAAAUAGGUUCCAUUAUCUACUGCCACUGAGCAUCUUCUUCCCAGCAAAUGUGAACACAACAAGUAAAACAUGUAUGCAUUCAACAAUUUGAAAAAUAUAUAUGUACAUACAGAUACAGACACAUAUCAGACUUCAAAGGUAGAAUGCCAUGUGUUGAGUUACAGCCACAUGGCCUUGUUUUAAAAAGAGAAACACAUCGAGCCAACUGUAGCAGAGAUAUAGUUAGAUGUGUUUGAAGCAGAAAGUCUGUCCCAGAUGGACACUGGGUCCAUGUGAAAU